AUGAAGGAGAGGGAGAGGAAGAGACGGUGGAGGCGACAUCCCGAUAAAAUUGAACGUUACAGAGUUCAAAAGUUUGUUGCGGAAAAUAUAUAUUUGAAGAACCCAAAGUUUGAAGCUUUUCUCAAGGAUAAGCUCUGCUGCCUUCGGAGGGCUCAUGCUACUCUUGCUCACAAGAGAAGUCAUGGUGUCACAGCUGUGGCUAGCCAUGGCUUUUUCCUUGAUCGGAAAGUCCCUGUAGAGCUCACUGCCUUUCUCUUUACAGAUAAAAUGGCAGCACUGGAAGCGCAACUUGGCUCUGUUGAUGGCGAAAAGAAGGUUUCUAGAAACCAGUGGACUGCGCAGGGGGUUGCACCCACAGAAGCUAAUGCAUUGCCACAGCUGCAUUGUGAGGGGAAGGCAACUCGGAUAGAAAUCAAUCCCCCAAUAACCAUUAUACAAGGGAUGCUGGAAUUUUUUUAAGCGACAUUCUCCAGAGUGGAUUGCUCCUUUAAGAGUUAAAUUGACCGAUUGCAAUUGUUUUUAGCAUCCUAGCUAGGUAUAAGCAUAACCAGUGUUGCGAGGACAAGGGCAAUCUUUUUAUGCAACUGCUCCCAAAAAAAUAUUGCUUGUACAAACUACAAAAUUACAUAAAAGUAUAUGCUGAGCCGACACAGUUGAUUAACUUCUUCACUUUGCUGCCUAAUAAUGAGUAAGCAUACAUUUUCUCUCGACAAAAUUGGUUGCAGGUUAGUAUAGAACAAUUGGCCAAAAAUUAUGAGUUCACCUUUUCAAUUCACUUUCGUGCAUAUGGCAGAAACCAAAUUUUACUUGGGAAGAGGAGAUUCCAUCCAGCAUCAACGCUCCUUUUAAUUUCCUGCAAACUUCUCAUGCAUAAGAAAGAACAGAAAUUGAAGUGUGAAUUUUAUUUUUAAGAAUCCCUUUGUUGACAGCUACUCUGAUUAUUGGGAA
Messenger RNA from Tripterygium wilfordii, 948 nucleotides. Its product is annotated as tRNA ligase 1-like. Lineage: Eukaryota; Viridiplantae; Streptophyta; Magnoliopsida; Celastrales; Celastraceae. The coding region runs from base 1 to 459 and encodes 152 amino acids. The transcript has 3 exons. Gene Ontology annotation, biological process: tRNA splicing, via endonucleolytic cleavage and ligation. Gene Ontology annotation, molecular function: RNA ligase (ATP) activity. The record is from RefSeq and is a predicted model, not a curated record.